This is a messenger RNA of Enhydra lutris kenyoni (northern sea otter), 1963 nucleotides long. RefSeq names its product G patch domain-containing protein 4-like. Gene Ontology annotation, molecular function: nucleic acid binding. The transcript has 9 exons. Gene Ontology annotation, biological process: regulation of ribosome biogenesis. Lineage: Eukaryota; Metazoa; Chordata; Mammalia; Carnivora; Mustelidae. Gene Ontology annotation, cellular component: nucleolus. The coding region runs from base 391 to 1683 and encodes 430 amino acids. The record is from RefSeq and is a predicted model, not a curated record.
GCGGGCGCCUCUACGGUGUGGGCGGGCGCCUCUAUGGUGUGGGCGGCCUAGAGGGGCCGACCCGCAGCUUCCGGGAAGAUGGCGGCGCGCAGGUCGGAGGGCGCACGUGUUCGCGUGGAGGGGGCCCGCGCUGACGGUUAACUCUCGGUGAGUCAGCAGUGGUGGCCCUCAGCUCUGUGUGUGCGAUAAGCCGGCCUGACCAUUCCAGAGGCAGAUGAGUGUAUAAGCCGGGUAGUGCCGUUGUCCGGCUCCAAACGCAGGAGCACCUGUGCGCCCAUAAAGAAAUGCUGCUUGUAACUGUGGCGUGGUAGGAAGAGGCCACGUUGGAGGCAGGGCUGAUGACGGUGUCUUCUCUGGUGAGGGACUGAGAAUCGGGACUCUUGUCUCACCAUGAGCGUCACCCCAGAGGUCAAGAGUCAUGGGAUGAAGUUUGCUGAGAAGCAGCUGCUAAAGCAUGGAUGGACGCAAGGCAAAGGCCUGGGCCGGAAGGAGAAUGGCAUCACCCAGGCCCUCAAGGUGACACUGAAGCAGGACACUCAUGGGGUGGGACAUGACCCUGCCAAGGAGUUCACAGACCACUGGUGGAAUGAGCUCUUCAACAAGACUGCAGCCAGCUUGGUUGUGGAAACUGGGCAGGAUGGAGUACGGCUAAGGCAUCUCUCUAAGGAGACCACCCGUUGUAGUCGUCCCAAGCCCAACAUGCUGUAUCAGAAGUUUGUGAAGACGGCCACACUGACAUCAAGUGGGGAGAAGCCAGACAAGGACUUGGAGAGCCACAGUGAUGACGACAACCAGGGACCCAAGCCUCCGAAGAUCAGUCUGACCGAUGAGAUGCUGCUCCAGGCCUGUGAAGGGCGCACGGCACACAAGGCCGCUCGUCUCGGAAUCACAAUGAAGGCUAAGCUUGCCCGGCUGGAGGCCCAGGAGCAGGCGUUCCUGGCUCGUCUCAAAGGCCAGGACCCUGGGACCCCUCAACUGCAGUCUGAGAGCAAGCCCCCCCAAAAAAAAAAGAAAAAGAAAAAGAAAGGAGACGCCACAGCAACAGCCAGGAGCGCCGACGAAGAGUGUGGGGGAGAUGCCGGCCGGGCGGACUGGAGGAGCAGGAAGAAGACAAGACGGAAGCUGGCGGCAGUGGUGGCAGAGGAGCCGGAGGGAGUGGCGGUGGGGAGUGCGGACAGGGGGGCCGCAGGAGCGAGUGCACCCGGAGAGGAGGAGAGCAGGGAACGAGCCGAUGAGCGCCACAGGAAGAGAAAGAGGAGGCAGCACCGCACAGAGGAGACGGGGGUCCCAGAUGGAGCGGCCCAAGGUCAGGAGGCUGAGGCCAGCGCCGGGACAGAGCAGGCAGAGAGUGGCACGUGCGCCGGGCUGCGGCGCAGACACAAGAGACGGCGGCGGCCGGAGGAGGGGGAUGUGAACGCAGAGGACGUGGUGGAGGGGGCCGCUGUGGACGGUGGGGCCCAGGGAGCAGCCGGCAGAGCGCACGGUGAGGGGAAGAGCAGGAAAAGCAAGAAGAGAAGACCGCGGCGCCAGGAGGAGGAGGAGGAGGAUGUAAGGGAUAAAGGGGAUGACGAGGGUGGCGGGACUCGGGAGGCCGGGAGCAGCCCAGGCGAGAGGCGGCAGCAGGGCCAGGCUGCGGUCAGCGCUGACCGGAGAGUGAGAGAGCAGCAGCAGAAGAGGAUGUGAAGGUCAGGUCAGUGUGGGGCUCCACGAACUCCCUUCGAGGAGCUGGGGACUCAGACCGGAGUUGACGGUCUCCUGCGCCCUCCCAAGGAGGAAGCAGACCACUGAACUCCAGCUGCUCAGAGCCGGGUGUGGGCAGCGUCACCUGAAGCUUCUAACCCGGAGGGCGAGAGCUCGGGCUGUGGGAAGGGGCCUGUGGACGGCCUGCCGGGGGGACAUGGUAGCUGCAGACGCAGCCCACAGGCCGCCGGCCCCCCAGACUAGAGUAAAUGACUGAGCGCCA